UUAAGCCGUCUUCAAGGCGUCAUGUUCUAUCUGGGUAUAUUCUAAUCUUCGUUCCACCUGAUUGUUUCCAAUGCUUUGGCCCGUGUCACUGUGAUGAAUUAUCAAUGAUCUAAAGCUAAAAUGGUACCCGCGGCGAUUGUGUCCAUUUUUACACCUGUUCGUCCACACGAAAUGGUAAUCCACCGGUGGUUCCGCCCCCGUCAGCCGUUCCCUGGGGCACAAAGCUACGUUUACGGGGGGGCCGUUAGUGUGACGGAAACCCCACCUGGUAUAUACGCAAGCGACAAGAACAGGUCAAUCGCGUGCGAUCAGUCGAACGUGCAGGAUCGCCGAGCGAUCCAUCGACGAUCGAGUGUCGCUUUUGUAUCUUCUUGUCUCCGCAGUUCGCCGUGCAACACUCUGAUAACGGUCGCUCCCGCGAGCCCGCUUCUUGUCCGCGCACGAAAUCACUGGAGAAGAACGUUCCCGCCGUUUGGUUCUAUCGUUAGGAACUGGUCGAGAAACGCGCAGGUUCCUCAGGCCCGUGACGUGUGGGAGACGACCGGCAGCAGAGAGACGCGAAAAAAAUAGUGUUUCCCUUCUCGCGAAACGGUGAGAACACUCGCCACGGUUUCGUGUUUCGCACAGACUCCAAGGGACUAGUUCACGUCAGAUGGAUAUGUUGUUGUUGGUUCGACAAGUGCACAAAAUGGGACGAGGAUUCGGCAGUCCGAUUCUACCGCUCACCGAGCUUUGCCUUUUAAUAUUGAUUGCACAGAAUGUUCACGCGUAUCCGUACCAAGCCGACGGGAUCGAGGACGCUGACCAGUUUCUUGACACUGUAAAGGAAUCACAGACGACCGUGAAUUUUGUAGGACCGUUUCCCGAAAUUUCGCGAAAAUUCGGAACCGAUCGUGCACGAAGAAACGAACCGGGGAUACUCGUUGGAGAACCUUUCGAGGACGAUGAGCCACGCGAACCCGAGGAACGGUUCGACAACAAUGGCCGAUUGAACGGAAGGGUCCGCAGGGGUGCUCCAGACACGCCUACGAAAACCUUGGGCAGAGGUUUUACAGGCCACUCAAUAGAAGAUACUGAAAAUGCGCAGCUAGAUGGUAAGAUCGUGUUUCCUGAAGACUUUGAUCGGGUGCCCGUUUGCAAAGGGUCCACGUAUUGCGAGAAGGUAGACUCCUAUCCUGAGAACAUAGUAACCAACGCGAUCCAACAAAACGAGAGCCUUAGGUACUUGGCAGGUGUAGACGUGGUGUCCGACAUAGCGCAGAGGAUCGACGUGAUGGACGACGUGCCCCUUUGUGUAUCUUCCGAGCAAGUUAUAUUUCCUCAAACGGCCGAGAACAAGGACAAUCAAUGGAAGUACAUUGCAAAUCAAGAGAACUUCAAGCAGGGUGUACGAAUUGAAAAGUGCAACAAAGAGAACACUAGGUGCAGCGUGAUCGGUGGUCCCGGCGAGGGCUACAAAACCAGCUGCAGACAGAAGUACGUUUACAGACAACUCGCGGCAGUAUUGUCGGAUGGCACGGUGAUCCCGGAUACGUUCAAGUUUCCAUCGAGCUGCUGCUGCCACGUAACGUUCAUCGGAAGUCCCCUGACGAGAUUGGGUGUCACGAGCAUCGGGGAAGAGAGAAGUCACGCGACACCGGCAAAGACGCGCAGGAGGAAAUGAACGUUUCGGAGCCGCGUAACAAGAGGAAGCACGAAUGUGUAGUUCUGUUAAAGAACGAAAUCUCUUUGACUCUCAGAGAGACUCUGGACAAAUAUGCAUUUAGAGCACAUUUACAUUGUUAAUAGCGGAAUGCAUUCCAUAGAUUGGAGUACGAAUUAUUAUUAUAAGAUUCUUGGAAACGCACAAGAAUCGAGAUGUCUGAAACAUGUACGCAUCGAUACUGAGUGCAAGCUGAUUUGUAAAUACCGAGAUCGCGUUUUUUCUUUUUUUUUUUGGCAAGCUAUCCUAAUUCUUUUGUAAAUAUCGAGAUCUCUUUUCUAUUAUUUAGCUCACAGACUCUACUACUGGGCGGCUGUAUCCGUUUACCAAUUUAUGCGUCGGUUUUUGAUACAACAAUACAUAUAUAUAUAUAUAUAUAUACAAGAAUAUAUAUAAAAAAAAAAU
Dufourea novaeangliae is the source of this 2107-nucleotide messenger RNA. RefSeq lists its product as uncharacterized. Gene Ontology annotation, biological process: central nervous system formation; regulation of Toll signaling pathway; innate immune response. The record is from RefSeq and is a predicted model, not a curated record. The transcript is spliced from 6 exons. Gene Ontology annotation, molecular function: growth factor activity; Toll binding. The coding region runs from base 653 to 1663 and encodes 336 amino acids. Gene Ontology annotation, cellular component: extracellular region. NCBI's taxonomy places the organism in Eukaryota, Metazoa, Arthropoda, Insecta, Hymenoptera, Halictidae.